ACUAAAAAUGAGGUUUCAAAUUCAGAUAUUACCUCUAGUUUUCCUCUCAUCGCUUUUCUUGAUCCAUCAUGCUUCAUCACAAAGAUCCACUUACAUUAUCCACAUGGACAAAUCCUCCAUGCCCAAGGCCUACUCCAGUUGCCACCAUUGGUACUCCACUACCAUAAACUCCAUGAGAGCAAUGAAUGUCGAAGCAUCAGAAAUCCACCACCAUCGAGAGGCGAAGCUUGUCCACACAUACGGCAACGCGUUCCAUGGAUUCACAGCAGUGUUGUCUGAGAAUGAGCUGGAGUCCUUAAGGAACUCACCUGGCUUCAUUUCAGCUCACAAGGAUAAGCCUAUUGUACCUGACACGACACACACACACAAGUUUCUUGGAUUGAACACUGCCUCCGGCAUAUGGCCGGAAUCCAAGUAUGGGGAGGACGUGAUCAUUGGUGUGGUAGACACUGGAAUCUGGCCAGAGAGCCCGAGUUUCAGAGACGAGGGCCUCCCUCAAAUCCCUGCGCGGUGGAAGGGAACGUGUCAGGCCGGUCAGGAUUUUAACUCAUCACAUUGUAAUAAAAAGAUCAUUGGAGCAAGAUUUUUCAAUCAAGGGGUUUUGGCAGCCAGUCCUGAUGUCAAGAUAAGCAUGAACUCUACGAGGGAUAUUUUCGGCCAUGGCACGCAUGUGGCGUCCAUAGCAGCUGGGAGUCAGGUAGAGGGAGCUUCGUUCUUCGGCUAUGCUCCCGGGACAGCAAGAGGGGUGGCACCCCGGGCUAGACUGGCUAUAUACAAGGUCCUCUGGGAUGAAGGGGCCUACGAGUCUGAUGCUCUUGCAGGUAUCGACCAGGCUGUUGCAGAUGGUGUCGAUGUCCUGUCCAUCUCCUUGAGUUACCUUACCAUUGAUCUCUACGAGAAUCCAAUCGCCAUCGCUGCAUUUGGAGCGAUGGAGAAGGGCAUCCUCGUUUCUGUUUCAGCAGGGAACCGGGGUCCAAGCUUUGGAACUGUGCUCGAGGGGAUCCCUUGGGCCGUCAUCGUGGCAUCAGGAACCGUUGAUCGUUGGUUCUCCGGGGAGCUGACAUUAGGGAAUGGAGUGAGCAUCACAGGGUGGACGAUGUUUCCUGCACGUGCCACGGUUAGAAACUCGCCUCUCGUCUACAAUGAAACCUUAUCAGCUUGUAACUCAACUGAGGUGUUGAGAGAAGCUCCAUCUGAUAGCAUCAUCAUCUGUGUUGAAUCUUUUGAAACUCCAGAGCUCGAAGAUCAGAUUACGUAUGUGACAGAAUCAAACAUCCAUGCCGUUGUUUUCGUUUCUGAUGACACUGGUGUACUCCGAUCCACGUCUUUUCCUCUCCCUGGUGUAGUCAUUACACCAAAAGAAGGAAAAGAUGUGAUCAGAUACGCCUCAAGAAGCUCACAAGCUACUGCCACCAUCCAAUUCCAGCACACGAUUCUGGGACCUAAGCCACGGCCUGCUCCAGCUGUGUCCACAUCCUCAUCGAGAGGUCCAGCACGAAGCUAUCCGGGGAUUCUGAAGCCUGACAUAAUGGCACCAGGGGUGUUGAUAUUAGCAGCCUACAAUCCUAACACGCCCACGGCUAGCAUUGGCACCAACAUAGCAUUGUCGAGUGAUUACAAUUUGGAGUCGGGAACAUCAAUGGCAUGUCCACACAUUUCUGGAGUCGCUGCCCUUUUGAAAAGCAUACAUCCGAAAUGGAGCCCUGCAGCUAUCAGAUCAGCAAUGAUGACAACUGCAAAUCCACUCGACAACACUGGGAAGCCCAUCAAAGAUAUGGGUAAUGACUAUGAUGCUGCCACGCCUCUAGGCAUGGGCGCAGGACAAGUUGAUCCGAACCGUGCACUUGAUCCAGGCCUCAUAUACGACGCAUUUCCACAAGACUACGUGAACCUUGUCUGCGCCUUGAAUUACACGCGUGAGCAAACUCAGACCAUCCUAAGGUCGAGCUACAACUGCUCUUCCCCGUCCACUGAUCUUAACUAUCCCGCCUUUGUGGCGCUGUACGACCCACAGGAAUCGAGGACACUUAAAACUCAGAGGUUCCGGAGGACUGUCACAAAUGUAGGAGAAGGCAGAGCUACAUACAAAGUUAAGGUGAAAAAGCCAAAGGACACAGUGAUUACAGUAUCUCCGGAGCGAUUAAUCUUUCGCAAGAAAAAUGAAAAGCGUAGCUACUCUUUGACUAUUCGAUACCAGACUUAUGAGGAGUAUGUCAUCAACCAUGGAUCAAUCACUUGGAUCGAGCAAAAUGGCAACCACACCGUGAGGAGCCCCGUUGUGGUGACGCCAGCAGAGCCAUCGGGUUGAAGAGAACUACAAUCAAGCUGCAAGGAAAAUCGUGGUGAAAUCAUUCGUAUUGUUUCAGUCUCAUUCACACUUCAACUCAGAGAUUUGAGAAUGUAAAAUGAAGUUUUCAACAAAUGCUGGAGCAUUUCAUGUGUUCAGUCCUUUGCUAUGAAUAAAAAUUUUCAAAAGCAUAUAUUGAUUA
Molecule: messenger RNA, 2489 nt
Organism: Salvia hispanica
Lineage: Eukaryota; Viridiplantae; Streptophyta; Magnoliopsida; Lamiales; Lamiaceae
Product: subtilisin-like protease SBT3
Biological process (GO): proteolysis
Molecular function (GO): serine-type endopeptidase activity
Source: RefSeq, a predicted model, not a curated record